UUCGAUAGUAUUGAUAACCAGUAUAGUUUCUAGAGGAUAUCAUUUAAUUAUAUAUUCAUGUAAAAAUACAAUAUCUGACGAUCCUGAAAGCUUCUUACCUAUUAAUCAAAAUAUGUCUAGCGAAGACGUAGAUGUAAUCGAAAUUAAAGAUCAUUUAACCGUUCCGCAA
This is a messenger RNA of Funneliformis caledonium, 169 nucleotides long. The record is from the annotation of a GenBank genome assembly. NCBI's taxonomy places the organism in Eukaryota, Fungi, Glomeromycota, Glomeromycetes, Glomerales, Glomeraceae.